This is a messenger RNA of Thamnophis sirtalis, 2100 nucleotides long. The record is from RefSeq and is a predicted model, not a curated record. Lineage: Eukaryota; Metazoa; Chordata; Lepidosauria; Squamata; Natricidae.
CACGAUUUUUACAGCCAUGCUCUAGUGUCUGUUGUGGAACUUUCUGUAACAUGUGUUUGGUUUUCUUCCAUAGGAUCGAAGGAGGCAGUAGCUCAAUGGCUUCUGAUUUGGGAAAUGCCUCAGUUUUGGAUCCCAUAUCUGUGCCUACUUUGGACAUUCAGGCUCCAUUGAAAAAGGCUAACAAGAAGGGAGGGCUUCCAGAGGCCAAGCGGAAAGGACGUGCAAAAAAGAUGAACAAAGAUGCCGAGGAUUUGCCUUUGGUCCUGCAGAAACUGGAUCUUACUUCAGAAUGUGCUGCUCCCUUAGGAACUGGACUGAUUUGUGAUAAUCGAAUGACGGAAUUUUGCUGCCCAUGGGAUGAAAGUUUCCCAGAGUGCCCAGAACGACUGGUGACCAUUCGGGACAAAUUGCUUCAGUAUGAACUGUUGGAACGUUGUGUCCCAGUGAUGGGCCGAGAAAUUUCUGAGGAGGAGAUUCUCUUGGCUCACAGUCAAGAAUACUUGGCCAGCAUGAAAUUGACUGAAACAAUGAGCGAGACUGAGUUAAGGUCUCUGGCAGAUACCUUUGAUUCUGUUUACCUGCAUCCAGCCUCCUGGACACCAUGCUCACCGCAGCAAGAUGAAUGGCUACUGCAUGUUCAACAACGUAGGCAUUGCAGCACAAUAUGCCCGACAGAAAUUGGGGGUGGAGCGGGUGCUUAUCGUUGACUGGGAUGUGCACCAUGGGCAAGGCCUUCAAUACCUCUUUGAGGACAAUCCCAGCGUCCUUUAUUUCUCCAUCCAUCGCUACGAAGGAGGGAAUUUCUGGCCCCACCUUCCAGAAUCUGACAGUCACGCAGUGGGCAGAGGUCGGGGAGAGGGAUACAACAUCAACGUGCCCUGGAACCAGGUAGGGAAGAGUAGGGAACUCUUCCCAGGUGGUAGGGACAUGUUCCAGCCCCAGAUGGUCCUGGUUGCUGCGGGUUUCGAUGCUGUAAUUGGUGACCCUAAGGGGGAGAUGGCUGCCACUCCAGCGUGCUUUGCUCACUUGACACACCUGUUAAAGUCACUGGCUGGAGGCAAGCUGGUUUUAUCUCUGGAGGGUGGGUAUAAUCUCCAGUCUUUGGCCGAGGGAACCUGCAUGGUCCUUAAGACUCUUCUAGGAGAUCCCUGUCCGCGGAUGGAAUCACCUUUCCUCCCAUGUAGCAGUGCUCUCAGUUCAGUGUCUCAGACCAUUGCAAUUCAUAGCAAGUACUGGAAGCACCUACGGAGGAUCAGUGCUGAUGUGCCCCAGGAGGAUGGCAAGCUCAGCGUAGCUUGGCCACCAGCCAGCCCUCUCUCUGUAGCCGAUCCCCUCUCCGGCUCAGUGGCUGAACUGAUACAGUCUCAGCCCCCUUCUUGCACUGGGCUAGUCUAUGAUGAGAAAAUGAUGGAGCAUUACAAUAUGUGGGACAGGCAACAUCCAGAGUUGCCUCAGAGAGUAUCCAGGAUCUUCCAGCGCCACAGGGAGCUGCAUCUGACAGAAAGGUGCUGCCGGCUCCCAGCCCGUCUUGCCUCUGAAGAAGAGCUACGAAUGUGCCACAGCCCGGCUUAUGUGGAGACAUUGAAGUCCACAGCCACCAUGAAACCCCGUGACCUGCAUCGCCAGGGUGACCAGUACAAUUCUGUCUACAUCUGUGCCAGCUCCUAUGAGUGUGCCCGGCUGGCGGCUGGGUCUGCAUUCAGUGCAGUAGAGGCUGUGCUGUCUGGGAAGACUCAUAAUGCUGUGGCCAUUGUCCGCCCGCCUGGACACCAUGCGGAAUCAGAUGCUGCCUGUGGCUUCUGCUUCUUCAAUUCAGUGGCUUUGGCAGCACGCUAUGCCCAGCGCUUGGUCCAGAGGCGGUUGAGGGUUAUGAUACUAGACUGGGAUGUUCACCAUGGCAAUGGAACACAGCACAUAUUUGAAGAUGAUCCCAGGUACUGUCUAUCAUUUUUCAACCCGGAGCUGGUCCUGGUGUCGGCAGGUUUUGAUGCUGCUCGAGGGGACCCAUUGGGGGGGUGUCUCGUGACCCCAGAAUGCUACGCCCACAUGACCCACCUCCUCUUGGGUCUGGCAGGAGGGAAAGUAGCCGUUGUGCUAGAG